Molecule: messenger RNA, 1002 nt
Organism: Penicillium cinerascens
Lineage: Eukaryota; Fungi; Ascomycota; Eurotiomycetes; Eurotiales; Aspergillaceae
Product: mitogen-activated protein kinase Hog1
Exons: 8
Coding region: 1-1002 (333 amino acids)
Biological process (GO): stress-activated MAPK cascade; protein phosphorylation; cellular response to oxidative stress
Cellular component (GO): nucleus; cytoplasm
Molecular function (GO): MAP kinase activity; ATP binding
Source: RefSeq, a predicted model, not a curated record
AUGACGGAUUUUUCGCGCACUUCAGUCGUGGGAGUGGACUUUGAACUGACUGCGAGGUACUCAGAACCGAAUCCAGUCGAACUGGAUGCGUCCGGGCUCAUUUGCUCCGCCAAAGACAGUAUAUCACAUCAAUUGGUUGCCAUCAAGAAGCUCACCAGGCCAUUUGGCUCUGCUAUGCUCGCGAAACAAGCUCUUCGCGAGGUUAAAUUGUCAAGAUAUUUGCAACAUGAAAAUGUUAUCGGCCUCGUGGACGUGUUUAUCUCGCCCAAGGAAGACCUAUACAUUGUGACGGACCUUAUGUGGACCAAUCUCCAAAGACUGAUUGCAAAAGGCAGAAUCGAAAAUGACUUUGCAAAAUAUUUCCUCUACCAAAUAUUGCGCGGAUUGAAAUACGUUCACUCCGCUGGCAUCAUCCACCGUGAUCUCAAACCAAGCAGUAUACUAAUCAAUGAAAAUUGCGACUUGCGAAUAGCCGAUUUUGGACAUGCACGGCUACGAAAUCACCAGAUGACAGGCUAUGUUUCUACGAGAUAUUACCGUGCUCCGGAGAUCAUGCUCACGUGGCAAGAAUAUUCGGAAAAAGUCGAUAUCUGGAGCACAGGCUGCAUUUUUGCUGAGAUGUUGCGGGGCACGCCAUUAUUCCCGGCUACGACUCAUGCGGAUCAGUUUACUUUAUUUGUGAACCUUUUGGGGAACCCCGAAUCGCGAAUCGUGGAUAUGAUCAAAAACAAACAUACGAGAGCCUUUGUGCAAUCUCUGCCUCGAUGCAAAGGAGAACCCUUGUCGAAAACUUUUCCUGACCUCGACAAAGAUGCAAUGGGGAUCCUGGAACAAAUGCUAGAGUUUGAUGUUGAGAAAAGAAGUAGCGCGCGGGACGCGCUUCCACACCCAUAUCUGGCACCUUACCACGAUCCCACCGACGAGCCGGUGGUGAAGAUACCGUUCGAUUGGCGUUUUGAUAAUGCCGAGGUCUCUAUAGAUGCCUGGAAAGCCGCCGUGUAA